AUGCAGUUGCCCGUGAGGCGGCUGGCCCUGCUGGCCAUUGUGCUGGCGAUGCUGGCGAGCGUGCCGGGCGCGACGGCGUCGGUGGGCGACCGGCUGCCCGAGUUUCGCGAAUGCGUCGAGGUGUGCAGAAAGGAAAACUGCGGUUCCGGCAAGGCGGCGACGCCGAUUCCCCUCCAUCUCCGUCUCCUCCUCUGGGACUGUGCGGCCGAGUGUGAUCAGACCUGCCAGCGCAUCGUCACGGCGCAUCGUCUGGCUGCCGGCCAGUCCGUCGAGCAGUUCCACGGCAAGUGGCCCUUCCGGCGGCUGUUCGGCGUCCAGGAACCGGCUUCGGUGGCCUUCUCGCUCGGCAACCUUUGGGCGCACGUGACCGGAGUCCGCCGGCUGCGCCAGACGCUUCCGGCCAGCUACCCGCUGCUGCCUUUUUACCUCGGCUUCGGACUUGUCGGCUCGGUCUCGUGGGUCUUUAGCAGCCUCUUCCACACCCGCGACUUCGUCCUGACCGAACGGCUCGACUACUUUGCUGCUGGCGCCUCCGUCAUGUACGGGCUCUACUACACGCCCGUCCGGCUUUUCCGCCUCGACCGCUUCGAUCGCCUCGACGGCAUCGGCAGCUCAGCCAGCAGCCCCAACACUAGCCGUCGCGAUCUCUCUCGUCGUCAUAAUCGACCGCCUGCUCCUUGUCCCCUCGUCCUCCUCGUCUGGACCGCCCUCUGUGUCGCCCUCUACGUCGCUCAUGUCGCCUAUCUCACCCUCGUCCGCUGGGACUAUGGCUACAACAUGGCCGCCAACGUUGCCUGCGGCAUUGUCCAGAAUGCUCUCUGGUCCUGGCAUUCGUGGCGACAGUGGCGUCUCACUCGUCGCUUCUGGACCGUUUGGCCCGGUCUCGCUGUCGCCUGGCUCACCCUCGCCAUGAGUCUUGAGCUGUUUGACUUUCCGCCCGCCUUUGGCAUCUUCGAUGCCCACUCGCUCUGGCAUCUCGGCACCAUCGGUCCCACUGUCAUCUGGUAUAACUUCCUCGCCAAAGACGCCCUCGACGACCUUUCCGGCAAGGAGAAGGCCGAAGACUAG
Molecule: messenger RNA, 1068 nt
Organism: Grosmannia clavigera kw1407
Lineage: Eukaryota; Fungi; Ascomycota; Sordariomycetes; Ophiostomatales; Ophiostomataceae
Product: Mn2+ homeostasis protein
Exons: 4
Coding region: 1-1068 (355 amino acids)
Biological process (GO): GPI anchor biosynthetic process
Cellular component (GO): endoplasmic reticulum membrane
Molecular function (GO): hydrolase activity, acting on ester bonds
Source: RefSeq, a predicted model, not a curated record